AUGAUCUCUAUUCGGGGAACUUCAGAAAUUGGCGACUUUUUACAAGAUCUGAAGUUUAAACAAGCUGUUUUCGACCAUCAUGAAAACGUUUUCAUUGAAAACGCAAAAGUCCAUUUCGGAUUCAUGGAGCAAUACUUGGCCCUGAAAACACCUGUCUUAACUUUCGUAAAAGAAUCGAUCGCGAACAUCAAAAUUGACGAGAUAAUCGUAACGGGGCACUCUCUUGGUGGCGCAGUCGCUGCUAUGUUAGGCGUGCUACUCUCGCAAGAGGUGAAAGAUGUUCUCACUCGAGUUGUGACCUUUGGAAGUCCAACUCCUGGCGAUGCAAAAUUCCAGUGCCUCUUCAACUCGAAUGUCAAAAAGCAUACUCGUAUUGUCCUUCCAAAUGAUCCCGUUCCUGCCGCUUUUGGCAGGAUUUUUUACUGGUACAGGAAUGGCUUGCUUCUCUGCAAUUUCCUAUCUCUUAUCAUACCCAUUCAAGCCGAAAAAGACACACAUGCGAGCCUGGAUCGAAAAACGAAUUCAUCUGUUACGAUGACACUUUUCUGCCGCUGA
Oikopleura dioica is the source of this 555-nucleotide messenger RNA. Lineage: Eukaryota; Metazoa; Chordata; Appendicularia; Copelata; Oikopleuridae. The record is from the annotation of a GenBank genome assembly.